Molecule: messenger RNA, 3822 nt
Organism: Fusarium vanettenii 77-13-4
Lineage: Eukaryota; Fungi; Ascomycota; Sordariomycetes; Hypocreales; Nectriaceae
Exons: 6
Coding region: 1-3822 (1273 amino acids)
Biological process (GO): regulation of DNA-templated transcription
Cellular component (GO): nucleus
Molecular function (GO): DNA-binding transcription factor activity, RNA polymerase II-specific; zinc ion binding
Source: RefSeq, a predicted model, not a curated record
AUGACUCCCCUGGAAUUGGCAAAUUUUGUGCCGAGUUAUAACGACCAAAGAUCUCCCCAAGGGGCGCCGAACCCCCCACCAACACCGAGCACCACGGCGACCGAUGGUAUUCCCUCUAAGGAUGGACUGGGACCUAAGAUCUGGACUGGCACUCACUUCUUGCCUCGAUUUGUGCGGGCCGCGGAGGUACCUGGUGAGGGAAUGUGUUACUUCUACGACGAUGGCAGUUACUGCAAGGCAGUGAUCAAUGGCGAAGCAGUCAACGCCCACUGGGGUGUUACCAAGGCUGGUAAGCCUCGAAAGCGACUGGCGAUUUCUUGUGUGACAUGCCGCGAGAAGAAGAUCAAGUGUGACCCAGAUUACCCCCGCUGCGUUCAGUGCGAGAAGUUUGGUCGGGUGUGCAAGUUUAAGAACCAUCCACGCAAUGACUCCCCUGGAAUUGGCAAAUUCUCCGCGAUGACUCCCCUGGAGUUGGCAAAUUCUCCCCCUUUUGUUGAGCAACGCAUCGACAAGCUCAAUGCUAUCAAUGCCGAGAGUUUCGAUCCUCUCCUUAACCCGCGUCCUGAAUCUGUGCGGUUCUCUCAGCCGGUGCCUCCCUCCGCCUCCGAACAAGACAUACUCGACGUUCCUCAAGACACUCAGCCUAGCGCCAAACCGAACCCUCCCUCCAAUAGUGGACGUGACGAUUCUCACAACGCCUCGCAUCCCGAAGACUCUGGGUACGCAUCGAUAGCAGCGGCUGUCUAUUUUCCAGUGCGCGGGACGAAAGACGCCGCUGAAGAGAUGGUUGGGGUAGCAGAUGACGACGCCGACGCCAGAACUACAUACUCCAAGGUGACCAACGAAGAUCCCCUGACGACACGCGAUUUUGUCCACGAGCUCGCCAGCGACAUUCACGGGAAUUUGAAGCUUUCGAUGUGCCCUGAUGACUGGCCACUGGUUUUGAAGUCGCUUCCUGAACUCCUCAAGGCCUUCGCUAUAAGGAUUGGUAGCAAUGGCGCGUCACAGGCCAGCCGUGAUGUGAUGUACUUUAUUCACAAGCAACACCGGGCCAUUACCGAUCAGUUCAAGAGAUUACUUCUUGACCUGGUUGAGGAUGACGUCGCAUCCUGUGUUGACAACGACAUGGAUAUCAUGUCCUUGCAAGACAAGAUAGACAUGUGGCAGGAUGAAAAGAUGUCCAUACAGGAGAGUGCACCACAGAACAGUGAAUUGUUUCAAAACGUGGCUGACGACGACUCCAACAUUACUGCUUCACUCCUGUACAGCAAGAUGGUUCUGGAGAGCAAGGACUACUCUUGGUUGGUUCAGCGUCUCGAGACAGAGUUGUCCCUCGAGCGGGGCGAAACCAAACCCUCAGGUGACAAUAUACCCAUACGACAACAGAUUGUUUCAAUGCUCCCACCCAGCAACAUCAGCAAGAAAAGGCGGCCAACUCAGCAAGUUGUUGUUCUUCAGCUCCCCCCACAGCCAAUUCGCUUUCUGCCCUCCGAUCCCGUUUUGGUUACUCCCAGUUCCCACAGUCUCCAGUUGACCAACAUAUUGGCCUACGUCAACCAGACCUGGCCAUUGUUCGGCGAGGAACUACUGAACUUCGUCAGCGGGGCAUUUUCACAUCCUCAUUCCACCGCGACUAUACACUCAACGACUCUGGCCGACGAUGCACAGCUAGUUGGGCUUUUUGGUUCUUCAUGUUCGCUUGUCGGCAUUACGGGCCCAGCUUACUCUGUCUCUGAGAUUGGAGAACAGCUGGCCUGGUUGGCAGCUGCUACCUCUAAACCUCCACACUCAAAUGACAGCCAUGUCAUUUUCACUAAGCCAUCAGUUACCUAUCUUGGACGCCAUGCCGAGGACUCGUGCCCACCUCAGUGGAACAUUCAGGGUGAUCUAGAGAGAUUCCUGUGCGCAGCCUCAGGCUUGGAGCGCCAGGGUUUCAAUGGGGAAGUUGCAUCAAGCUUGAGAAACCCAACCAGAGAGAUGAAAGGGUUUGUCGCAAUCCAGGUAGAAGUUUCGCAUGAACAUGGAUCCUAUGCGAAAAGGCAAUGGAGAACCCUCUUGGACCAGUUGCUGGGGUCCUGCCCACCUGUUGUUACGGGCUAUCCCAUAGCUCGGAGGCUACAGGGGUGCCUGGGCCUUGAGCUGCCUUACCCAUUGUUGCGGCAUGCUCAAGAUACAGACCUGGGCGACUCUUGCCGCCUGAAAGAGCCCUCUUUGGAUCUUGUUCAAGCAGGAAGCGCUAAUGGUGUUGUUUAUUGGCAUGACAAACACGCUCAUAAGUGCUCGACUGAUCGCUUCUUGCAUACCCAUGGAAACGGCCUCGGGGUGGCAUUUUCUCACAGCGUUUUAGAAAAGCGGCGUCACGUUAUCUGUGACUGCGAGCUCUACGUAGCUACGGAAGAUCAGGAAACCUCCAUAGCAGCUAGGUCCGUCUUGAGCGACCCUUUGACUGGUAGCCUGAUGUCGGUGUCAAGCGACUCAGUGAAUAUUGGCAGACCAAACAGUGGAGGCUCUGGAUUCCAUUUCUUCAAGGAUGUGUUUAGGCAUAUCGUACUGGGGUAUCUUUCCCAAGCUCCCGUCGACGACAGCUCUUCUACAAGUGGUUCAAGGUUACCGCCGUCAGGAACACGCUCAUCGACCUCACACAGUGGCUCUUCAACGCAAAUCAGACCUCGGAAGCGUCAACGAGGGAACGAUGAGCCAGAGGAUGACAACGAUGAUCUUCAACCAAGGAAAAAGCUCGGAGGACAAUCAUCUUGUUCUUUGGCGAAGCCCAAAUUCCUAGCCUGCCCGUUCUGGAAGCUUGAUCCCAAAAAGCAUUGGGAGUGUUUUUCGAAGAAGAUCACAACGGUCAGCUACGUCAGGCAGCACUUGGACAGACGGCAUACCCCCGCUCUCUAUUGUCAGACGUGCUUCACUAUUUUUGCGGACGAGGCCCCCCUCGACAAUCACAUCCUCAGCAGAUCCUGUGAACGGGAUCCUUUGAAAGGUUUGGAUGGUAUUUCGACAAUUCAAAGCCGCAAGUUCCCCAAGAAAUCGAAAGGGACGACCGAGGAGCAGUGCGAGUCACGACCACUGAGUAUCUACAUCGACUUUGACCAGUCAGCGGAUUUCGUUCUUCUGCGAGAGUUUUGCCAGAGAGAUGGUGUCUCUAUUCUUCAUGACAGGGUUCGAGCAACAGGAAGAAUAUUGAGACCAGACGUGUCAGAGCAAGAGGUGAGCGACACACUUCGGCAAGCGCUCGAUUCAUUAUUCGAGUAUUACCGCAUGAACGAAGCCCGGGUCCCAGAGGAGCCUCUACACACUGAAAGCGGUACAUUGGGCAACUCAAGGCCUCAAGGGGUCAUUGCAGACAACCGAAGCACAGACAGCGGUUUGAUACUGAGCUCUCACUCUUCUCGUGGCUCCCUUGCCGACGACGGUGCAAUCACAUCGAGGCCAGAGAUCAGCAACGCACGAACUCCAGCAAUAGAAGCCAUCCAGUCAGCGACCCAAGCUCAAACAGACCCUGUUGGUUCAUUACAAGUAUUGGAAGCCUUCAACACGGAUGUGUCGCAGGACUGGGGGAUGUUGGGAGAAACGGAGAGUGCUUUUGGGGGAGCCAACUUGGACGAGCUAUACGAUAGAUUGGUUGUUCAAGGUGGUGCGGUGGAGCUUGAUGGGGACCUAGAGACAUGGACAAUGGACGAAAGGAAGAGGCUCCUUGCGAAGCGUUGCUAUGCUCAUGGCUCUACAGCAGGAAGAACGAAUGAAAAAUCUGAUGACGCUAAUUACUCCAAAUUCCACCCAAAUAUCAUGACUCAUGGCAGUAUAUAUCGUAAAUGA